Gadus macrocephalus (Pacific cod) is the source of this 3927-nucleotide messenger RNA. It is a transcript of the gene add2, whose product is annotated as adducin 2 (beta). NCBI's taxonomy places the organism in Eukaryota, Metazoa, Chordata, Actinopteri, Gadiformes, Gadidae. The record is from RefSeq and is a predicted model, not a curated record. Gene Ontology annotation, molecular function: actin filament binding. Gene Ontology annotation, biological process: barbed-end actin filament capping. Gene Ontology annotation, cellular component: plasma membrane; cytoskeleton; postsynaptic density. The transcript is spliced from 15 exons. Bases 439 to 2568 code for a protein of 709 amino acids.
GAACACGUUAUUUAUAUCGACGCGGAGUAACCUAUAGUUGCACCAAAAUAUUGCAAGAUAAAUAACAUUUAGGAUUCUGUAGAGAUUGAUUCACAAGUUUACUCUGAACUCCUGAGUCAGCCUUUGCGCAUCUCAUCUGCUCAAGCGAGAGUCGCAGGUUUUGACGGUCUGCAGGCGUGGCAGUGGGCUGGUCCAUGCGCGACCAUGAAAAACACCAGGCUGCAUGGACUUGGCUCAUGAGGCCUUGGUAAUAGGGUGACAAAAGAAUCAUUUUCUUAAAAUAUCAUUUUGUGAGGGAGAGACCGGUUAUACAAACUCAAGACGUGGGUGUGACCUGCAUCCGCAGAGAAUAGCGUGCUAAGGAUGCACUAAGCCGUCUCCCUCUGCCCCACCCAUUGGUUCCAAGUCCCCGCGGAGACUCUGAGAAAGCGGUAGAGGAUGAGCAAGUCCCCCACACCCAAGGGCACUCCGGUGCAGCGUAGCCCCAGCGACGGGCUCCCCGACGGGCUCACCGAUGGACUCCCCGAGGGCCUCGUGUCCCCCGGACACUCCACCCCCGGCUCAGGGCCGCAGCAUAAGAAACGCAUCUCCAGCCUACUGCAGAGCCCGUCCUUCCGGGAGGAGCUGGACGUGCUGAUCCAGGAGCAUGUGAAGAAGGGAGGAAGCUCCUCAAACCUGUGGGCCCUGCGGCAGCUGGCCGACUUCAUGGCCUCGCACGGAUCCCCCGCCGCCCUCACCGCCUCGCCCUCAAACAUGAUGAUGGUGACGCCCAUCAACGACCUGCAGGGCUCCGAGACCAGCGGCCUGGUGAAGGGCGAGCGGCUGAUGCGCUGCAAGCUGGCCAGCGUCCACCGCCUCUAUGACCUCUUCGGCUGGGCCAGCCUCAACCAAAGCUGCCUUACCCUCCGUGUGAGCAAGGAGCAGGAGCACUUCCUGGUGAUGCCCGAGGGCCUGGCGUACUCUGAGGUCACUUCCUCCAGCCUGGUGAAGGUGAACAUUGUGGGGGAAGUGGUGGACGGCGGCAGCACCUCCCUGGGAGUGGACACGGACCGCUUCGGCCUGCACUCGGCCAUCUACUCGGCCCGGCCGGACGUCCGCUGCCUGCUGCACCUGCACACCCCGGCCACCGCCGCGGUGUCGGCCAUGAAGUGCGGCCUGCUGCCCCUCUCCCACGAGGCACUGCUGGUGGGCGACACUGCCUACUACGACUACAACGGCCUCAUGGAGGCCGAGGGUGACCGGGUGGAGCUGCAGAAGAGCCUAGGCCCCACCUGCAAGGUUCUGGUGUUGAGGAACCAUGGCAUUGUGGCGCUGGGAGAGUCUGUGGAAGAGGCCUUCUACACUAUCUACCACAUCCAGUCCGCCUGCCAGAUCCAGGUGUCGGCGCUGUGUAGCGCGGGCGGCGUCCAGAACCUGAUCCUGCUGGACCGGACCACCCAGAGACCCAACCCCACCGGCACCGUGGGCUGGGCCGGCUCCACCUUCGGACCCCUGACCAAGAGCCGGCUGGGGGAGCACGAGUUUGAAGCCCUCAUGAGGACCAUGGACAACCUGGGUUACCGCACCGGCUACGCCUACCGCUUCCCCGUGCAGUCGGAGCGCACGCGGACGCGCCGCGAGGUGGAGGUGCCCGCCUCGGCCAUCUCCUUCAGCCACCUGGAGGAGGAGGGCGGCCUGCACCACCUGGGGCUCCAGCGGCAGCAGCCCUACGCCCAGCGGCAGCAGCAGGAGCGCAGCCGCUGGCUCAACACCCCCAACACCUACCAGAAGGUCAACCAGGAGCAGGCCAGCCCGGGCCACCACCAGCGCUCCACCACCUGGCUGAAGGCAGAGGAAGUGACUCAGGCGGGCAGCACGUCCAUCAAGAUCGAGAGGAACCAGUUUGUGCCUCUGUUCACCAACCCCUCAGAGGUUCUGGAGACACGGAACAAGAUUCGUCAGCAGAACCGUCAGGACAUGAAGACAGCCGGGCCUCAGUCUCAGGUCUUGGCCAGCGUCACAGAAAACUGUCCCCCGUCUCCAGAGAGCCCGGUCAAACUUCCUCCGGAGCCAGAGCCCCCAAACCCCUUCAACCAGCUGACCGACAACGAGCUGGAGGAGUACCGCAAGGAGGUGCAGAGGAAGCAGGACGUCGACGGGGAGGAGGAGGAGGAGGAGGAGCAGGUGGGUGACAAGGAGUCCUCUCCUGCCACCUCCCCCACUAAGGCCUCCCCCACUAAGGCCUCCCCCACCAGGGUCCCCGUGCCCAACGACCUCCCCCUGCUCCAAGAAGACACAGAGACGGCGGUGGUGGCGCCGGCCGUGGUAGUGGAAAACGGCGGCGAGGAGGAGAAGCAGACGAUAGAGGAGCUGGAGAAGGGCAUGAAGGGCCUCUCCACCGACGAGACCACCACCACGGCCCCUUCCGCCGACCCCGCCGCCGUGCCGCCCCCCGCCGCCAAGCCACUAGGGGGCACCCCGGAGGGCUCGCCCUGCAAGAGCCCGUCCAAGAAGAAGAAGAAGUUCAAGGCGCCGUCGUUCCUGAAGAAGAGCAAGAAGCAGAAGGAGAAGGAGAAGGUGGAGGCCUGAGGCGACUUGCCUCCUCGCCGCACGACAGACCUCCACCCGGAUCAGAGGGUGGAGGUCUGUCGCGGCUUGCCUCCUCGCCGCACGACAGGCCUCCACCCGGAUCAGAGGGUGGAGGUCUGUCGCGGCUCGGCUCCUUGCCGCUCUACAGGCCUCCACCCGGAUCAGAGGGAGUCGGGAAAAGAGUUGUCCGCCGUGUGUCUUCAUCUGCCUGUGGUAGCCUAUCAAUGAAGGGGGGGGGGGGGGGGGGGGGGUCAUCAUUACAGAUAGUUCACACACCAUUGGCUCAGUUGUGCUGAAUCACUGGGGGGCGGGGGGGAUGUACAAAUAGUUCCACUACUUAACUGUGAUAGCCUUGACAUUUCUGCUACUCAUGUGGUGCUGCCUCCAUACACCCACCCAUACACACUCCCACCCCUGAUCGGUUUCCUCUUAGCCGGUUGAGAUGAACGAGGAUGAUUCUUUUAAAUGCCUCACCGAGUUUUAAUUUCGCUAUUUAUUUAUGUAUUUAUUAAUUUACUGUGGCACACACAGUAAACACCUUUAUCCCCGCUCACUAGCACAGCAGCAGAAAGAGUAAAGUCACUAAGGCCUAUAUUCCCUGCAGCCCCGGUAGGUGUGCGGUUGCACCUUUGCCGUGGUCCCCAGUCCCGACCCCUUUGGGUUCCUGUCCUCUCACAGGUCCUUGCUGCCUGCAGCUCAGCCUUCUUGUUUUCCCCUUUUUGUUUUUUAACCCCAAACCCUGUGACUAACCUUUUGCUUUCCUGCACCUCUGCAACACAUCCCCAAUGCAUCGGGCAUCCUCAUACAUGUAUAGACUAAAUGCACUUGACUUGACUUACGUGUGUAUAUAUUCACUCUGGUAUGUUGCAUUCACAUAUCACAAUAGGCGUCCCCUGGCCGUGAUAUUACCCUUAUGAGAUACGUGUUGAGUCGUGUCAUGUGCGCAUGGUGCAGUACAACUGGAAAUACACAGACACGGCUUCUCACCAGGGAGAUUUCUAGGUACAUGAGCCUACCCAAAGCUACAUACAGCAGGACAGACUAACACAGAUAAGCAACAAGCGCCCAUCAAAAGACCGGUCACUCACCAAGAUAACAACAGAGCCGUCCACGCAGUUUGACGUCUACUAAUGGACCGUACUUAACAUUCCACUUUGUCAUGUUUUUUUUUUUCCAAUAAACGUGUACAAAAUACCUCGCAAGAGCUGUAAUGAUUUUUCUUUUUUUAAUCACGUGGCCGUCUUUGAAGAUGCUGAUUUGCGAUGUUUGUUCCUGGAAUUAUUUACUCCAUAUUAAAAUGUACACGUGUGUGUUGCAACGUUAACAUUUACCAACCAUUAAAGAUCAAGUCAAAUUUCA